AUGGUGACUGGGUCCAAAGCCGGCGGUAAUCGGGUGAUGGGACCCGAUGAUGAAGCGAAGAAGAUGAUUGAAUCGAUAAAGGAAAUUGUGGGUAAUCACUCCGACGCCGAUAUUUACACCGCCUUAAAAGAAGCGGACAUGGACGCUGAUGAGGCCGUGCAGAAGCUGAUUCAUCAAGAUCCAUUUCACGAGGUUAAGAGGAAGAAAGACAGGAAGAAAGAGGAUCCAGUGUUUGUUGAGCCUGCCAACAGAAAGAAACCUCUUGAAAAUGUUACCAGUGAAGUGAAAGUUCGUACACAGCCUGAACAUAAUGUUCGGAGAGGAGGCUUCAAUAGGAAUUUCUUACCCAGGAACGCUGCUCCCCGAAAUGCAUAUCCCAGGAAUCCUACCGCUGGACCCAACAGAGAGUUUCGUGUUGUUAGAGACAACAGGUCUAAUCCAAAUGUUGAUGAAAAGUUGAAGCAUCCUUCCGCCCAGUCUUCUGGAUCAAAUAUUAGCAAAGUGGUGGCCACUGCUAACAAAAAAAGCUCAACAGGUGGUUUAGGCAAUCAUCGCUCUUCUGGAGCUCAAGAUUUUGCUGACGAGUGUAAUGCACCAGCAGAUGUCAGCCUCAGGGAGGCAGAAAUUGCUCCUUUGCACCAUCCCACUAGAAAAGAACACUCUGAUGGAAAGCAGACAGCCCAUGAAGUUACCUCGCCAUCAACAAAUUCAGUUCUUGGUGUAUAUUCGUCUUCCACUGAUCCAGUUCAUGUACCAUCUCCUGUUUCUAGAUCAUCGCCUGUGGGAGCUAUUAAACGUGAAGUAAGGGGUGCAGGUUUUGGUGGGAAACCUUCUGAAAAUGUUGGUAAAGAUCCAUCUCCAUCUGCUGGUUCUUUGCCAGGGUCUGCUAUUCGAAAAAUGGGGACUGCAAAUGCAUAUCGACCGCCUUCCCCAACUUCAAAGAUUGAUCAACUCAGUCAAACUACUACUCGAGAGUCUGUUAUGCCCAGCGGUGUGGAAAAGAAUAGGCCUCUUUUGAACAGACAGCGUGGGAGUAGAGGAAGCCAACAUGCUAGAACACAACAAGUUGGUGGCCAUACAAAAGGAGUCUCACAGAACAAGGAGUGGAAGCCUAAAGCAAAUCAGAAACCUGUUGGUCAGAAUCCUGGAGUAAUUGCAACACCUACAAAGUCUCAGGCUCGUCGUCCUGUUGAUAAUUCUAUAAACUUGGAAUCAGAAGCUGCUAAGUUGCAAGAUAAGCUUUCCCAUAUUCAUAUCAGUGAAAGUCACAAUGUCAUCAUCCCAGAUUAUAUUCGCGUCCCGGAGACUGACCGCUGUCAGCUAACUUUUGGUAGCUUUGUUCAAGAGUUUAAUUCUUCAAGGAAUUCAGCAUCUGCUUUCCAGGAAUCCUGCUCUUCCGAAGAACUUAAAGAAUCUGAUCCUAGUUCGCGAGUUACUUCUCCUGAGGCUGUAACAGAUGGACCGGGCGUUCAGCCUAUCGAUAUUCUUGAUGAUCAUGUCAGAGUUUCUGGAUCUGACUCACCCGUCUCGGUGGCAUCUGAGCAACAGUUACCCGAACAGAAGGAGGCUCAUAGAUCUGACAAUUUGGAUGAGUACUCGGGAAUUCAAUUGCUCAAUAGGAAUGGUCCAUCUUAUACUCCUUUAGAGUUUGAACAGCAGCAAGGUCCUCCUGAGUUGCAAAAAUUUUCUCAGGCAUAUGAUAAUCAUGGUAGUUAUGACUUUCCGUAUUUUACUCCUGCAAUGGGUGAAAACCUACGAGGACAAGGAUUACCAUCUCCACUGGAGCAGGCAUUCAGCACUCACAUGGUGAAUAAUGGCCCUUCAUCUACGGUUCCCAUGUUGCAGCAACAACAACAGGCAUCAAUGCAACAGAUAUACCCGCAGGUUCAUGUUUCACAUUUUCCCAAUCUCAUGCCUUAUCGUCAGAUUCUCUCCCCAGUCUAUGUUCCCCAGAUGCCCAUGCCAGGGUACUCAGGUAACCCAACAGCAUAUGCACACCCUUCAAAUGGCAAUAGCUAUGUGCUGAUGCCUGGAGGCGGUUCUCAUCUCGGUUCAAAUGGUGUCAAGUAUGGUAUCCAGCAAUUCAAACCAGUCCCGACAGGUGGGCCGACGGGUUUUGGUAAUUACAGCAACCCUAAUGGAUAUCAAAUCAAUUCUCCCAAUGUAGUUGGAAACAUGGGACUUGAAGAUUCAUCUCGCAUGAAAUUUAAAGAUGGAAAUAUUUAUGUUCCAAAUCCUCAGGCUGAGACUUCUGAGAUUUGGAUGCAAAAUCCAAGAGAUCUUUCAAGCCUUCAGUCUCCUCAAUAUUACAACGUAGCUGGACAAACGCCUCAUGGUGCUUAUUUGCCAUCCCAUACAGCACAUCCAUCCUUCAAUGCUGCUGCUGCAGCAGCACAAUCAUCUCAAAUGCAGUUCCAGGGUCUCUUCCACCCGCCACAGCCUGGUGCUAUGGGGAAUCCACACCACAUGGGACCUGGGCUUGGUGGUAAUGUUGGUGUCGGGGUCGUGCCCUCUCCUCCUCCGUCUCAACUUGGUGCUUAUCAGCAAUCACAACUUGGUCAUCCGAACUGGCCAGCAAACUUCUGA
This is a messenger RNA of Arabis nemorensis, 2586 nucleotides long. Lineage: Eukaryota; Viridiplantae; Streptophyta; Magnoliopsida; Brassicales; Brassicaceae. The record is from the annotation of a GenBank genome assembly.